AUGAAACCUGCAUCAAUAUUACUACGUAAUUUGAGUAAUAACAUUAUUUGGAUUAUGAGUAAGAUGUAGAAAAAUUAGAAAAUAAGAAAACUAAAAACAAAAGGCGAUAGAAGUAAAAGUGGUGCAAAGCACAAGUCUCAAAAGUAAAAAGCUAACAAUACAAACUUGAAGAACAAAAAGAAGAGCAAUCCCAAGAGUAAAAGGAAAAGGUAGUAGCUCAUUUCAGAAACAUUGGGCAAUAAUUAAACAACAAUAAAUCAAAUCAAUAUAGAAGAUCUAAGUCAUCAAGACAUCUCAAAUGUUCAAGACAUUUCCAGCAAUCCAAGCUAACUUUUUGAUAAUUUUGACGGAAAUACUCGGGAAGAGACGGUUUCUAAUAGUUUGAAAGAUAAGUUGGCUGAGAUUAAAUAGUAAAACAGAGGUUCAUUUGAAGAAAACUAUUAAAUAUAUGAUUAUGAUUUUGAAGACGUAAAAAAUAGAUUCAAGGCAAAUCAUAACAUUGAAAUCUAAUCCUCAGCUCGAUCCAGAAUAAUAUGA
Stylonychia lemnae is the source of this 537-nucleotide messenger RNA. The record is from the annotation of a GenBank genome assembly. NCBI's taxonomy places the organism in Eukaryota, Ciliophora, Spirotrichea, Sporadotrichida, Oxytrichidae.